Amblyraja radiata (thorny skate) is the source of this 836-nucleotide messenger RNA. RefSeq names its product RNA polymerase II, I and III subunit H (gene polr2h). The transcript has 5 exons. The coding region runs from base 103 to 555 and encodes 150 amino acids. Gene Ontology annotation, biological process: DNA-templated transcription. Lineage: Eukaryota; Metazoa; Chordata; Chondrichthyes; Rajiformes; Rajidae. The record is from RefSeq and is a predicted model, not a curated record. Gene Ontology annotation, cellular component: RNA polymerase III complex; RNA polymerase II, core complex; RNA polymerase I complex.
CAGCCAGUAUCCCGGCGUGCCGUGAGCGGGCGGGCUGGCUGGCGGGAGGCUGUGUGUCUGUCUCCCCCCUUCACGGUCUCUGUCUACCCCCGGCUCAUCACCAUGGCCGGCAUCCUGUUCGAAGACAUCUUUGACGUGAAGGACAUUGAUCCGGAGGGGAUAAAGUUUGACAGAGUUUCCCGUCUACAUUGUGAGAGUGAAUCCUUCAAAAUGGACCUGAUACUUGAUGUAAACAUUCAGAUUUACCCUGUUGAACUCGGUGAUAAAUUCCGUCUGGUAAUAGCAAGCACUCUGUAUGAAGAUGGAACUCCGGAUGAUGGCGAAUACAACCCCACAGAUGACCGGCCAUCUCGGGCAGACCAAUUUGAAUACGUCAUGUAUGGAAAGGUUUAUAGAAUAGAAGGGGAUGAGAGCUCAACGGAAGCGGCCACCAGAUUGUCAGCCUACGUAUCAUAUGGAGGUCUACUCAUGAGGCUACAAGGGGAUGCAAACAACUUGCAUGGCUUUGAGGUGGAUUCCAGAGUGUAUCUCCUCAUGAAGAAACUUGCAUUCUAAGAUAGAAGGUCAAGAAUCUUAAAUUUGCUUAACAUAUCAAUGAAAUCAAAUGUGCUUGUUGAUAUUAGUCAACAAAUUAUUUAUCACAACAAAUGUGUAAAUGUCCUACAUUUACAGUUCUCCCUGUUUCAAAGGAGAUUAUGUAGGGAAGUCAAUCAUCCAUGGCCUUGUUAUUUCCAACCAGAACAUUUUACGUGGCCACAUCAUUGAAACGAAAGGAUAUAAAAUGGAAGUCAUUGAACAGUAUCCAAAUAAAAACGUAUUUUUUGUUUCAAGAAUUA